GUCCGGCUUCGCAUUCCUCGCAAGGGAAGCUCGAGAUUAAUUUGAUCAAAAUAAUCAAGAAUUCUCUGUCAAUAUUUGGCUUUUCGCCUUGUUUUGCACACCAAAAGUUCCGAAUACAAAAUGUAGAUGCCCGGCAUAACACAAGAGAUGCUGCCGAGCUUCAAAUGUCUGCACUGCGAAUUCAGCUCGCCGUCCAAGGUGGUGCUGAAGACGCACAUGGUGCGGUGCCACCUGAUCCAAAUUUCGUGUCCCAACUGUCACAACUCCAAGAUCUGCCUGCUGCAGAAUAACAAAUGUCCCACAUGCAACUUCACCGUAGUUAAAAUCAGCAAGGUCGAGCCGAUCAAGAAGCAGCAAGGCUCCGCGGAGGAGGACGAUGGCAGGGGCCGCGUCUUUUCUAGUCAGAUGGCCCACACCGUCGCCCAGAGCCAGAGGAGCAGGGAGGUGCACCCUGCCGACCACAGGGUGGUCAUGCAGAUCUCCAGCCAGGAGAUUCGCAGGAAGCAGGUGGCCUCCGUCUCACCCAUAGUCAGCCUGCAAGUCCCACCGCCCCUCAUACCCAUCGACCAGUCCAGGAACAAGCAACAAUUUGCUGCUGCAAAUCCAUUCAAAAUUCUGACGUUGAUACCCCGGAAGAGUUUCGACAUGUUGAACGACAACGAAAAGAGCGGCAUGCAGCCGGUCAGGCCAGAGAAGCACAUCAGCGAGGAGAGCUGGUUUCACUGUCCCUUCUGCCCGCUCAAGACGCGCUUCAAGCUCGAGUUCAUGAAGCACGCCAAGAGCCACGGCGUGGACAAGUUUGUCUGUGAUCACUGCACCUUCGAGACGGUUGACGAGGCCGAGAUGCUGAGCCACCUGAAGCAGCACCAGGACGGCGCCUCCAACAGGUCUUUCCUCAUGGAGACUGCCAAGGAGUGGGUGCUACUUUAAUCUCUCUCUACAUUUUACAUUUUUUUUUUAAAUUUAGUUCAUAAUAAUCGAGUAAUUCCGGAUUUCGGAAAUUUUGUAUACUGAUGAAAAAUUACCUGGCCGAUAGGGGGCCGACCUGUACUUCGAAAUCUCUUGAAACUUGGAUGUCUGAGCGUUUAUAUCCCAGGAUUAGAAAUUAAUCGUGCUUAAAUCGAAAAGACUUCAGGGGGUGUACUGUAUAAAGUCACAAAAAGCUGGAAGGCUCAUUCUUAUACAUUUUUCUUUUGGAUUUUUUUUAUAUUAAUUGAGGAGGAGAAUUUCCUGGAAAUUUAUCAGAUAGCUUAACCAUAGCUGUGUAACUGAUGUCAGAUAAGUUUCUUUUUUUUUAUCCAGAAUUGCAUUAUACUUUUUCUCUACACUCACCUAUACCUAUGAGUAGAAUAGUGACUGUGCAUGUAGCAGCUUUUAUAUUUUCAAAAUGCAUUUAAUGUUUACCUCAGCAGUUAAGCAUUGUACGCCAAUACUCAUUGUCAGUAUUACUAUUUAUUGCUCUUUGUAAAUUUAAGCCGCAUGGAUCAAUAAAAUUAACAUACAAUUUCAAUGUAAA
This is a messenger RNA of Neocloeon triangulifer, 1516 nucleotides long. RefSeq lists its product as uncharacterized. Lineage: Eukaryota; Metazoa; Arthropoda; Insecta; Ephemeroptera; Baetidae. The transcript is spliced from 3 exons. The coding region runs from base 127 to 930 and encodes 267 amino acids. The record is from RefSeq and is a predicted model, not a curated record.